AUAACAUUUGCCAUGUGAAUUUCGUGCAACUUUUUUGAAAUUUUUAGAAUAUUUUCAGUUUAGUCGGUGCGGUAAAACCUAAUUUAAAAUGCGAAUCACUGGUGUGCUGCAGAAAAUUGGCGAUGUGUCGAAAAAGUUCGCCAAUCUGCCGGAAUCGUACGUCAAACGCAGCAUGGAGCAGGUUUAUUGGAAAACACCCCGCGGAUUGCCACAAUAUCUACCGCGCACCAUAGAGCGAAAACGGUUCCGUUUCACCACAAAUCGGCCCUGGACGGGUCAAUUCCGACAGCAGAAUAUGCCCGGUACCAUUAGGAAAAAGGUGUUUGUCGAGCCAGUUGCAAAUUGGUCAUUCUUCAAGGGCGAUCGCGUUGAGGUGCUCGUCGGAAGAGAUAAGGGCAAGCAAGGCAUUGUUAGCCAAGUGUUCCAGGAGCGAAACUGGAUCAUCGUCAGUGGACUGAAUUGUCACUUGCGAAAGGUGGCGGAUGAGAAGGAUUAUCCGGGAAUAACGAUUAAAUCGGAGGCACCAUUGCUUGUUACCGAUCAGGUGCGACUGGUGGACCCGUCGGAUCUGCAAGGGACAAGUAUUGAGUGGCGUUUCACUGAGGAUGGUGAAAAGGUUCGAGUAUCGACACGCACUGGGCGGAUCAUUCCCAUUCCGAAGGGGCACGAAGAGACGCACGAUUACAAGGCCAAAAGUUUGUACGUGGAACGGCCGAAGGAUACGGUGGGGGAUGUGGUAAAGGAGAUCACCUUCAAGCCAUCGCUGCAGACAUUCGAGAUGGAGAUCAUGAAAGAGAUGGGUAUCGAGGAAGAUAGGAUACCGACCAAGACGUACUGGUAUUAGACGCAAGGUAGGUGGUCGAAUAGUUCAGAAGGGUUUAAAUAACAGAUUCUGUUGCAAGGAUAAGAAGAA
Messenger RNA from Aedes albopictus (Asian tiger mosquito), 913 nucleotides. RefSeq names its product large ribosomal subunit protein uL24m (gene mRpL24). Gene Ontology annotation, cellular component: mitochondrion; ribosome. Gene Ontology annotation, biological process: translation. The transcript has 2 exons. NCBI's taxonomy places the organism in Eukaryota, Metazoa, Arthropoda, Insecta, Diptera, Culicidae. Gene Ontology annotation, molecular function: RNA binding; structural constituent of ribosome. Bases 89 to 844 code for a protein of 251 amino acids. The record is from RefSeq and is a predicted model, not a curated record.